CAGCUGAGCCUCUCCUGUGCAAACACACACACAUACUCACCAAACAGGAAGACUAUACCUGUUUGGUGUGAGUUGGCUGGGAACUGUCAGAGUUACCUGUGAAGAAGAAGAUUGAAUGAUAACAGCAUUAGGACCAUUGGCACCACAGUGGAGAACAAGUUUGGCAGAGACAUACCUGGAAUACAAAAUUAAAACUCAUCAACCCACUCCAGACCAGAUCAUCAAGCAACAGAAAAGGAUUCUACCGAAAGAAAGUUCAAGAGCUGGGAUGAUGCUGUCUAACUGACUCCUACAAGCUAUCAACAAUGUUCACCAACAAUAAAAAGAGCCUCCCGUCCCACAGCCUGGAGGACUCCUUCUUCCCUCUCUCCCCAUCCUCCUCAGUCUCACUCUCCUUUGCUCUCCCCUCGUCCACGUCUCCUGGCAGCAGUGACAGCGGAGGAGGGAUAGAGACGGAUCUGAUACUGGCUGCAGAGCUAGGACAGGCUUUGCUGGAGAAGAACGAGGAGCUGGCAGCCUCUCUGGAGCAGAGGGAGAAGGAGCUGGAGUUAAUGUGUUUAAUGUUUCAGGCUUUACAGCAGGAGAAGCAUGUUCUGCACAGGAAGCUGGACAUGAAUGAACUGGCGUCCGGGCAGAGAGAGGCAGAGCUGACUGCAGAUUUAACUGCUUUGAGGGCCGAGCUGGAGCAACAUCGCAGCCAAGGGCGCGACCGACGGAAGGAUGAGAGCGAAAAGCUGACUCAGUUAGCCAAUCACAACCAACGCUUGGUGGAGCAGCUAGCAGAGGCUGUAACGCUGGAACACUCCUUGAGGACCGAGCUUCGUUCCCUCAGAGAAGAGAUGGACGAAUCAUCUUUCAGCCGAAAUAUCAACUUCACACAAUUAGGGAACAUUCAAGCGGAGAACAGAGUUUUGCUGGAGCGACGGUCCCACAUGGAGGCACAACUAAAAGCCUCACAGGAGGACAGCGUCAGACUCCGCACAGAGAGAGACAGACUGAGAGACAGACUGUCGGAACUACAGAUAAAACUGAGAGAGAAAGAAGCAGAGAUAGAGCAGGAGCAGGGAGUGGUGUUUGAGCUGCGAACGGUGAAUCGCUCUCUACAGCAAAAAGCUCUGAACCUGGGAGAAGACAGCCUUCUGGACAGCACACAAACACAACCUUUGUCUCUGCACAGUGAAAUUCAGCAAUCACAGGCUAAAGAGGCUCUUCUAGCUCACUCCACAGUCCUGCAAGCAAGAGAUGAAGAGAUACAAGCGCUCAAAGAGGAGCUGCAAUCUCAAAAAGAAGAGCUGGAGUCUUUGAGGCAGGAAAUUGAGCCAUUUAGAAGCCCUCCUGGACAGCCAAGCUACAGUUUCUUAGAGAGUGAAUUGGCCACAGUGCGUCAGGAGAAAGAAUCACUAACUCAGCAGCUUCUCAACACCAUCAAACACAAGGUGGUGCUGUCUCAAGAGCUGGAGGCCUGGCAGGAGGACAUGCGGUUGGUGAUCAAUCAGCAGGUGCGGCAAAGGGAGGAGGACAGACAGAAGGAGCGAGAGAAAAACAACGCAGUGGGACUUCAAAGGAGCAAGUCUUUGAGACUGAAGGGAGAAGGAGGGAAGGGAUUCUUCUCCUUUUUCAAAGACAAAUAACAGAGAGAAGUAGCCGGAGUUUAAAUGGACCUUUAUCUUUGCCACUGUGAGCUCCUGCAGCAAGAUAAUGUACACUGUAAUGUGUAUAUCAGCGUCAACAAGUGAAAUGUUUACAGACCUACGAUAUUUAUAUAUAUAUAUAUAUAUGUACAGAAUGUCAGUCAGAAUUUACUAUUUUAUAUUAAAAAUGUAAAGCCAUCAA
Molecule: messenger RNA, 1833 nt
Organism: Sebastes umbrosus (honeycomb rockfish)
Lineage: Eukaryota; Metazoa; Chordata; Actinopteri; Perciformes; Sebastidae
Gene: bicdl2
Product: BICD family like cargo adaptor 2
Exons: 10
Coding region: 306-1631 (441 amino acids)
Biological process (GO): Golgi to secretory granule transport; vesicle transport along microtubule
Source: RefSeq, a predicted model, not a curated record